Messenger RNA from Aptenodytes forsteri (emperor penguin), 2876 nucleotides. It is a transcript of the gene CDKL1, whose product is annotated as cyclin dependent kinase like 1. The transcript is spliced from 9 exons. Gene Ontology annotation, biological process: protein phosphorylation. Gene Ontology annotation, molecular function: ATP binding; cyclin-dependent protein serine/threonine kinase activity. The record is from RefSeq and is a predicted model, not a curated record. Gene Ontology annotation, cellular component: nucleus. NCBI's taxonomy places the organism in Eukaryota, Metazoa, Chordata, Aves, Sphenisciformes, Spheniscidae. The coding region runs from base 1 to 1065 and encodes 354 amino acids.
AUGGGGCGUUGUGAGGAGACGGGGCGUCGUGAGGGGAGAAGUGAGGAGACGGGGUGUGAGGCAGCGGUUUCAGCUCAAGGAAUUGGGACCCUUGUGGGUGAAAGCACCGUCCCCCCGACCUUUACCCCACUCCCCUGCACAGUAACUAACCAGACCAUCCACUGUGUGUUACAGCAACUGAAACACCCCAACCUGGUGAACCUGCUGGAAGUGUUCAGGAGGAAGCGGAAGCUGCAUCUGGUCUUCGAAUACUGCGACCACACAGUUCUCCAUGAGCUGGACAAGCACCCCCGGGGGGUGCCGGAGCAUCUAGUGAAGAGCAUAACCUGGCAGACCCUCCAAGCUGUGAACUUCUGCCAUAAACACAAUUGCAUCCACCGAGAUGUAAAGCCAGAAAACAUCCUGAUAACAAAGCACUCAGUCAUCAAACUUUGUGACUUUGGAUUUGCUCGCAUACUGACUGGUCCAAGUGAUUAUUACACAGACUAUGUGGCUACCAGGUGGUACCGCUCUCCGGAGUUACUUGUGGGAGACACCCAGUAUGGGCCUCCCGUGGACGUGUGGGCGAUUGGCUGUGUGUUUGCAGAGCUGGUAUCCGGGGUCCCCCUGUGGCCGGGCAAGUCUGAUGUCGACCAGCUGUACCUCAUCCGGAGGACCCUGGGGGAUCUUAUUCCCAGGCACCAGCAAGUGUUCAGCACCAACCAGUUCUUCAGCGGGGUAAGAAUUCCAGACCCAGAGAGCAUGGAGCCGUUAGAAAUGAAAUUCCCUAAUAUUUCAUACUCUGCUUUAGCUUUCAUGAAGGGUUGCCUUCGUAUGGACCCUGCGGAGAGGCAGACAUGUGAGCAGCUGCUGCAGCAUCCCUAUUUUGACAGCAUUAGGGAGGCAGCGGAUCUGGGGAAAGAACAUGAAAAAACGGCUCGGAAGCCAGCCAGGCUGACUCGGAAGCACAUGCCAGGGUUACAGUACCUGCCUCAGUUAACCAGUAGUAACGUUCUGCCAGCUUUGGACAGCAAGAAGUACUGCUGCAAAACAAGGAAAUCAGACUACCACUUCCCCAACAUCUAACCGGAUGGCAGAUUAAAAACUGUUUAUUGUUCAAAGUUCGAGUCAUUCAGAAUUUUUAAAAGGAGGAUACGUGGUGGAAAACUAAAUUAAUACAUGUUAUGACAUCUACAAAAGUGGUCUGUCAAGUAAUGUAUUCUGGGUCACUACUGGAAGGAAAGUGAUGCACCGAGAAAGCUCCAAGCUCACGUUAGUCAGUGUUCUGUGUACAAAGGAAAAUACAUUUGUUUUGCUUUAAUUCGUGAUUGUAUACUGGUUCGGGAUUGUAUACUGGUUCAGGAGUACCGCAACCCAGUGUUUACAGGCUGAAUUUAAAAACUCUUGCCUGUCUAUCACCUGUAUUUCAGACUUGGCAGAGGAACUGCAACCUCGCCAAAUAAAUCAGAGUCCCACCAUGUCAACACAGCAAUAGUGCUUUGGGCUGGGGCUAAGUCACUGAUCCCGCAGGGAACCGGCAACGUAUUGCCUGUGCCAGUAGAAGAGAGAUGUACGUGUUUGUGGAGCCGAGCCUGAUGAUGAGGCUACCGAACCGGUCCAGUUAGUUACAAACCUGCUGAAAUAGCACUGCUUUAAAGAUAGGUCUGUCUUACAUACUGCGUUUCUAGAUCACAAAGUAUCAGAAGUACUGGUAAUGACUUAGACUUAAUGGAAGGCUCGACAGGCGCUGCUACCAGGAGAACGUAUAAACAAUAAAACCUGUUGUUUCUUUAGUCUUUUCAGAGUUUCUCCUGCCUGUUUCUUCCUUGCCUUAUGAGGUUGUUUUUAUUUGCUGUUUCUGUCAAUAGUGAAGUCACUUGCCUGUAGUGUUACAGAAAUUGUUUUUAUCAAAAAUAAUUCAUGAAUAUAAUUUAUAACAUUGGCCAGACACAGGCGGGAAUUCUACCUAAGCAUAUGUAUUAGAAUGCUUCUUGGGUUUUGUGUAAUCUCAGGAUGUAGUAUUGUGUUGAUUUUGAAUAAAAUAAAUGUAGCUCAUUUUUCCAGUUUACUGGAUGUGUUUUACUGUAUAGAGUUUUACUACUGGGCAAGGAACGUCCUCUUUCUCCUUGAAACCUAGAGCAAAAAUGUUUUCUUUUCCCAGUACUGUUUGUGUUCAACAACAGUAAAAGCAAUUUCAAUGGGACAGGUGCCAUAUCCUUACAGAGUGUGCCUGUCUGCCUUUUAUUUCAUAUUACAAUUUAUUAUAUUUUAAUCUUGAACAUUGUGUCCAUAGAUCGUGUUGGUUACGCUCAGAAAGCUUUGGCGUUCCGGUACUUUCCGUAUGGAUAUUCAGCCAUCUAAUCCCAUACACGUGCAAGGCACGGCAGCACCCACGCGCCGUCCGUAAGCAGUAGAUAGGACACAGCCCUGGGCAGCGCAGGCUGGAGGGAACGUCACCUCUGGACACCGUUCCUGCCCGCUCUGUGCUAGGAGAUACCAAGGAGAAUCAGCCCCACGACGCAGCUAGUGCACAAUGUUGUCCUUUCCGGUGCUUGGCAUCAUCUCCUUCAGAGGACAAGCUGACCAUCGGGGCAAAGAAAAGAGACUCAGUCGUGCCGAGGUAGCCGUGUCUGAGACAUCACUAUGAAAUCUGCUUUCUUGGAGUCGUCGCCUACCGCCUUUCUCUCCCCUACCACCGAAGCUAGGAAUUUGACUAAAAAUGCCAUAUUCUUCCAGAGGAUGAAUCAUUCUCUUGUUUAGCAGGAGUGAUAUGGGUGCAACUAAAGAGGUACACAGAACUAACUUAGUCCGUGUCAGCAUACAGCAAAAAUGUGUGCAAGGGCUUAUCUAAGAGACCCUGCUUCCCCACAAAUACAGCAACGUUCCGUUCCUCGGCU